UUGAUAUGAUUGGUCGGCUGAAAUCCCGUCCAGGUGCAUCUCGUGAAUUGGUAGGAUUCAUCCCAAAACAAAAACCAUCAAUUCCACGUGACAAAAAUCAAAAAUGGAUUCCGAUUCUCGCUCCCACUUUGAGGAUCUAAUCGCAAUUCGAGAGUGAGAUAUGAUUGAAGAAAUCUCUGCUCCACUCCUUGGGGAGACAUCAUCCUCCGCCGAUGGCGAGAAUUCGCCGGUGGAGCAGGUGGCCCUGACGGUCCCACCCACCGACGACCCCUCGCUCCCCGUGGUCACAUUCCGGAUGUGGAUUCUCGGCGCGGCCGCCUGCGUCCUCCUCUCCUUCCUCAACCAGUUCUUCUGGUACCGCCGCGAGCCCCUCUCCAUCUCCGCCAUCUCCGCCCAGAUCGCCGUCGUGCCCCUCGGCCACCUCCUCGCCGCCGCCCUCACGCGCCGCGUCUUCUUCCGUGGCCGCCCCUGGGAGUUCACCCUCAACCCGGGCCGCUUCAACGUCAAGGAGCACGUCCUCAUCACCAUCUUCGCCAACUCCGGCGCCGCCAACCCUUACUCCAUCCACAUCGUCAGCGCCGUCAAGCUAUUUUAUGGCCGGAAGAUGACUUUCUGGGUAUCGCUCGGGGUCGUUCUCACCACGCAGAUUCUCGGAUUUGGCUGGGCCGGCCUCCUCCGCCGCUAUCUCGUCGAGCCUGCUGCCAUGUGGUGGCCGCAGAAUCUCGUUCAGGUAUCCCUCUUCAGGGCACUUCAUGAGAAAGAAGUCAGAGCAAAGGGAGGAGUGACACGGAAUCAGUUCUUCCUGAUCGCCUUCAUUUGCGGCUUUGCUUAUUAUGUGUUUCCAGGAUAUCUUUUCCCAAAGCUGACUUCAAUCUCCUGGCUUUGCUGGAUAUUUUCUUCAUCCAUCAUCAUUCAACAGCUUGGUUCUGGGCUCCAUGGUCUAGGAUUAGGGGCUAUCGGCCUUGAUUGGGCAAGCAUAUCCUCGUAUCUCGGCAGCCCACUAGCUAGCCCGUGGUUUGCUACUGCUAACAUUGCCGUUGGAUAUAUUUUCUGCGUGUACAUAGUUACGCCUAUUAUGUACGGGCUCAAUGUCUUCAAAGCCAGGACCUUUCCAAUUUUCUCUGAUGACCUCUUCACAUCAGAGGGGCAGGUUUAUAACAUAUCUGCCAUAAUAGAUUCAAACUUCCAUGUUGACUUGGACGCAUAUGAGCGUGAGGGUCAUCUCUAUCUCACUACAUUUUUCGCCACGACCUAUGGUUUUAGCUUUGCCUGUCUCACUGCAACCAUUGUUCAUGUCCUCCUUUUCCAUGGCAAAGAUCUGUGGCUGCUGAGCAAGUCCGCAUUCAAGGAGAAGACGAUGGAUGUACACACCAAGCUCAUGCAAAGCUACAAGAAAGUUCCCGAAUGGUGGUUCUUAUGUAUUCUUUUCAUAAACAUUGCCGUCACCUUACUUCUCUGUCAAUUAAACAUCGAUCAACUUCAGUUGCCGUGGUGGGGCGUCUUAUUAGCGUGUGCUCUUGCCUUCUUCUUCACCCUUCCUGUUGGAGUCAUUGCUGCCACAACAAACCAAAUACCAGGAUUGAAUGUGAUCACAGAAUACAUUAUAGGAUUUCUGUAUCCCGGUUAUCCAGUUGCCAACAUGUGCUUCAAGGUGUAUGGCUACAUCAGCAUGAAACAAGCGUUGGUGUUUCUUCAAGACCUCAAACUCGGACAUUACAUGAAAAUACCACCUCGAACGAUGUUCAUGGCCCAGGUAGUUGGCACUCUGAUUUCAUCAGUGGUGCAUCUAGGAACAGCAUGGUGGCUCAUGGACACCAUCCCCAACAUCUGUGACCGGUCAGUACUUCCUUCUAGCAGUCCAUGGACAUGCCCAAGCGACCAUGUGUUCUACGAUGCCUCGGUCGUGUGGGGAUUGAUCGGGCCGCAGAGGAUAUUUGGAAAUCUCGGCUUUUACUCUGCCAUCAACUGGGCUUUCCUAGCUGGGGCUGUGGCUCCCGUUGUAGUGUGGGUGGCCAUCAAGGCCUUCCCCGGGCAGCAGUGGCUUAAGCAUGUUUCAGUUCCUGUGAUGCUGGUGUCGGUUAUUAAUAUGCCUCCGGCAACUGCUGUGAACUACAACAGCUGGAUCAUCUUAGGGUUCCUGUCGGGCUAUGUUGCAUACCGAUACUACCGAGAGUGGUGGAGUCGACUCAACUACUUGCUGUCCGGAGCGCUCGAUGCAGGGUUGGCCUUCAUGGGAGUGUUCCUGUAUCUGUGUUUGGGGAUGGGGAAUGUUAGCCUCGAGUGGUGGGGAAGUGUUACUGAUGGAUGCCCUCUGGCUUCUUGCCCUACUGCGAAGGGUAUUGUUGUUGAAGGAUGCCCAAUCUUUUGAACUGAUUUUCCCCCUUCAUUCCACUUUUCAAUAUAUUAUGUUGUAUUUUAGUAGUGAUUGAUAGAAUAUCUUCACUUUUGUAUGUUUGUUAGUAUAAACUAUUACUAUAAAGUUAUUUCUUCUUUCAUGUUA
Molecule: messenger RNA, 2500 nt
Organism: Salvia hispanica
Lineage: Eukaryota; Viridiplantae; Streptophyta; Magnoliopsida; Lamiales; Lamiaceae
Product: oligopeptide transporter 7-like
Biological process (GO): transmembrane transport
Molecular function (GO): oligopeptide transmembrane transporter activity
Source: RefSeq, a predicted model, not a curated record